This is a messenger RNA of Melanaphis sacchari, 2623 nucleotides long. Its product is annotated as protein Tob1-like. The transcript has 5 exons. Gene Ontology annotation, cellular component: cytoplasm; nucleus. The record is from RefSeq and is a predicted model, not a curated record. Gene Ontology annotation, molecular function: transcription corepressor activity. NCBI's taxonomy places the organism in Eukaryota, Metazoa, Arthropoda, Insecta, Hemiptera, Aphididae. The coding region runs from base 480 to 2021 and encodes 513 amino acids. Gene Ontology annotation, biological process: regulation of gene expression.
GUCCGGGCCGCCUUGCAUUCGGUCUGUCACACGCGCUCCGUACGCUCUACCGUUCUGUUCCUUUAGUUGUUAAUAAAAACUUUUUUUUUUUUACACAGUAUAUAACAUAUUAUUAUAUAUCCCACACAACUUCUAUCGGACGAUUUUUGAUCGAAGUGUCGUGUUUUUUGUUAACGGAAAACAGUUUCAUAAUAUUACUAAAUCAAUUUUUUUUUAUAUAAUAUUUAUAAACAUUUCAUAUUAUAUUAUAUCGUACAUAUAAUCCUACAUAUUUUUUAUGUACCGUCAUAGUUGUUGGUCUCUUUUAUUUUGAAAUAAAAUUCAACGCUGGCAGCCCAACAGUUCCAACGGAAUCACUUAAACGCCUUUGGAAACUACUUUUGGGAAUUAAAACCAUUGAGGCCAAUAUCUUCGAGGACGAAAUUCAUAAUUAAUAGUUUAACUUAAUUCGACCAGCAUAUACUCGAAAUCGCGUCAAGAUGCAUAUCGAGGUUAGCGUAGCGUUGAACUUUGUGAUCUCGUACCUGUACAACAAAUUACCUAGACGGCGAGUGAACAUAUUUGGAGAAGAGCUGGAAAAGUGCCUGACGGAGAAAUUUGCUGGGCACUGGUACCCGGAGAAACCGUACCGCGGCUCGGCAUACCGGUGUAUCAAAACAGGAUCACCAAUCGACCCGGUGUUUGAGAAGGCGUCCCGUGAAAGUGGCGUAGCCAUACAGGACAUCCUGGAGAACUUGCCGCAGGAUCUGGCUGUAUGGGUGGACCCUGGCGAAGUUAGUUACCGCAUUGGUGAGAAAGGAGCCGUGAAAAUCUUGUAUAACGAGAAUAGCGGUGGUCUCCACUUUGACACCCACGACGACCGGACCGCCGAUAGAGAGGUCGUUAAAACGUUCAACCCCGAAGCACAGUGUUUCCGGCCCAUCGAUUCGGUAGCGUCCAGUUUAAGUUCUCUAAGCAUUUCACCGCCGGACAAGUGCUCGGUCGGUUCACCGACGCUUGGCAGUGGUUCCAAUAACUCGUCACCAACGCAUCAUAAUCACCUCCACCACCAUCACCAACACCAACACCAUCCUCAUCACCUGCAACAACAAACACAGCUACAACAGCCACAGCACAAUCCGCUGUUGUUCGGCAAAUCGUGUGGCGGCGGUGGCGGUAGCAGCAGCAGCAGCAGCAGUAGCAGCAGCAGCAGCAGCAGCAGCAGCAGCAGCACUGCUAGCAAUGGCAACAGUCAGCAAUCGUCACAGCAGCAGCAGCAGCAGCAGCCACGAAGCCCGAACGGUGGCGGACCCGCAGUCGCGGUCGCUACUGGCGGGGCUUACGUGCCGUGUCGACAGCCGUCUGUGCCGUUGACGUUUACUACUGCCUCGUUUGCGCAGACCAAGUUCGGCAGCACCAAACUCAAGUCCAACAACAAGCGAGCUAACAGGUUUCUGAUGACUGAUUUCAUAGAAAAGAUGUCGCCAACCGAGUUUGCAAACUACAUAAAGCAACGGGCGGCCAUGCAGCAACAACAAAUUGUGGUCGGUGGUGGUCUGCAGCAACAACAGCAACGUCCGGUAUCACCGGUGCAGCAACACCACCGUGGUCAAAACGGCGACGCGGCUUCCAACUACUUUUUCCAGCAGCAGCAGUACAACAACAACCACCAAGGUGGUGGUAGUGCCGGUUACCAAAGGCCGCGACAGUCCAACGGUUAUCACCGGAACAGCGGCAACAUGGUCACCGCGGAUUACGCACCACCGCAAUUGCAGUUUUCCAACGGCGGCUCAAGCGGUUGGCAAAACUUCGGCGGCGAUUUCGGGCCACAGCACUUUGGCGGCUCACCCAUGGGCCCGUUGUCACCGGCCAACUAUGGAACGGGACAACAAAUGCAGUCCGCCGCGACUCCGAUGCACCAGCAGCAGCAACAACAGCAACAGCAAAAGAUGCAGGAUAACUACAACGCCAUGGGAUUGGGAUCGUCGACAUCGUCGUCGUACAGGUCCAGUCCUUUCCAACAUUUGUUGGUGGCUAACUGAUUUCAGUCGGCUUAGCUGAGGAGGGACGGUCAAGAGCGCCCCCUUUCACCACCAAACCGUCUCCCCCCCAUGUCACCCAACGUGGCCCACACACCCCUCUUGACCUAGUUACAUGGUUUAAGACCGACCCGCCCCAUCCCCCUCCAUCCGCCCACCUUGUUAUCAUUAUUAUUAUUUUUUUUAUAUAAUAUCCUCUUUUAAUAUAUUACAUAUUAUUUACAUACAUAAGUAAACCCUCUGGCGCGCCUUCCUCUUCUCUACCAUUAAACGUAAAUAAUGAAAGUUAUUUAUAUUUCAUUUUUAGGUAGGUUAGGUACAACCGUUAUUAUAUUAUAUUAUUUCCGUUUUUCCAAAUUCUAUAUUUUAUUCAUGUGGCUACAGCGAGCUGGUCUCAUCUAUCUGUUAUCAUUAUUUAAAACAUUAUCUAUUUAUAAUAUAUAAACUACUAUUAUCUAUCGGCUUCUAAAAUUAUAAUUAUCUCUAUUAACAACAUUUCAAAUAUUAUAUCGAUGUAGGUAAUUAGGCCAAUAUUCGAAGAAUAUUUCAACUUCUAUAAUACAUAUUCAAUCAUUCAUGCAGGCACUUUAAAAAAAAUGUUAGUU